ACCGCUGCUUACACCCCUGAGGAGCAGGGGAGGUUUUGGGUUUAUCAUCGUCGUUCUCAAUACUCUCAAUAACCUAAGCCGUACUUCCUCAUUCUGUACAUAUAUACAUAUACAGAAGUAUUGUAAUGGAGGUUAAUUUGGGACAGAUUGCAUUUGGUAUAGAUUUCCAUCCUUCUGAUCAGCUCGUGACUGCUGCUCUUAUAACCGGCGAUCUCCAUUUAUACCGUUACGCUGAUUCCCAGCUACAGAGGUUGCGUCAAGUUCGUGCACAUAGUGACUCCUGUAGAACUGUUCGGUUCAUAAAUGAUGGACAAGCCAUUGUGACAGGUUCCAAGGAUCGUUCCAUUCUGGCCACUGAUGUGGAAACUGGAGCCCCCAUUGUCCGCCUCGAGAACUCUCACGAAGAUGCCAUCAAUAGUAUAAUUAACGUGACAGAUUCAACUAUUGCGUCCGGGGAUGAUCUAGGCUUCAUUAAGGUGUGGGAUACUAGACAACGUUCUUGCUGCAACAGUUUCAGUGUUCAUGAAGACUUCAUUUCAGAUAUGACUUUUGCAGCUGAUUCUAUGAAACUGCUGGCAACAAGUGGGGAUGGAACACUAUCUGUUUGCAAUCUUCGACCAAAUAAGAUCCAAACUCAGUCACAGUUUUCUGAAGAGGAGCUACUAUCAGUUGUGAUAAUGAAGAAUGGACGGAAAGUUAUUUGUGGAUCACAGAGCGGGAAUCUCUUGUUAUAUUCUUGGGGCUUUUUCAAGGAUUGCAGUGAUCGUUUCGUUGAUCUCUGCCCAAAUUCUGUUGAUGUUUUGUUGAAAUUUGAUGAAGAUAGACUUAUUGCUGGAUGCGAUAAUGGACUUAUCAGCCUGGUAGGAAUAUUACCUAACAGAAUCAUUCAACCAGUUGGCGAGCAUUCAGAGUACCCUAUUGAAGGCCUUGCUUUUUCUUAUGAUCGGAAGUUUCUCGGCAGUAUUUCACAUGACCAGCUUCUAAAGUUGUGGGAUAUGGAUGAGAUAUUGCAAGGCUCUGAAAAUAGUCUGAAGGGUCAAGCUACUGCAGCAGACAGUGACAGUGAUGAGAUGGAUGUUGAUGCUAAUUCUCCCAAGUCCAGAAAAGGGACAAAGAGAAAAGCCACAAGUAAAGGGCAUCCCACGGGAAGUUCAACUAAUUUUUUUGCAGACUUAUAGGUGAAAUAUAAUCUUUUAAGUUAACAAUGGUAGCUCAAAUUGGUUUCCAGGUUUCACCAAGAAUACUUUGGUUCCCGCACUUCGUUGUAUGCUUUAUUGGAAACAUCAGGGGUGUGUAUUUUUUGACUGGUAGCUUUUCUUGGCAUGGUGGCUGCUUACAUGUAUUUUAGAGGUCAUUUUGAGUCAGCUUAUCGUAGGGGUUUGCCAUUUGUUCAUCUUUGAUAAGAAAUCAGCAGUCUGUUAUCUCCAAAAA
Messenger RNA from Carica papaya (papaya), 1431 nucleotides. It is a transcript of the gene WDR55, whose product is annotated as transducin family protein / WD-40 repeat family protein. Gene Ontology annotation, molecular function: protein binding. The record is from RefSeq and is a predicted model, not a curated record. Lineage: Eukaryota; Viridiplantae; Streptophyta; Magnoliopsida; Brassicales; Caricaceae.